Messenger RNA from Hypoxylon fragiforme, 1330 nucleotides. Its product is annotated as DUF1640-domain-containing protein. Gene Ontology annotation, cellular component: mitochondrion. The record is from RefSeq and is a predicted model, not a curated record. Bases 136 to 951 code for a protein of 271 amino acids. Lineage: Eukaryota; Fungi; Ascomycota; Sordariomycetes; Xylariales; Hypoxylaceae. The transcript is spliced from 2 exons.
CGAACCCGGAUCUUGUAGGCUGUAGCUCAUUUAUUGGGCAAAUUAUUCCAUAUUUCGGUCAACUUUUAUAUCACCCGUUUAAAUCAUACACACUAUCCCUCCGGAAACCCAACUUACCUGAAUCAGAGUAUAGAUAUGGCAGGCGUCACUGGAAGCGCAGUUCAAACUCUACCUCGGUUUCUGCUCCCGCGACUGAGCUGGGGAGCGUCUGCUGGGCCCUCGCAAAUACUUCGAGUAGCAGCAUUCCCCUCAGAGAAAAGACGAUCCUGGCAAAGACAUGAGACAGCUUCUUUUCACUCAUGCCGACAGGCACCCCCGUGCUACUCCAGAAAUACCCCAACGAAAUCAUCUAUCCUACUUCAGAACCCGGGCCUGAGAAGGUCCUUCCACGCCACAGCACCGCGGGGUAGAGACCACCACUUCGACACCCUCAAGUUCGUGCAGCGGCUCCAGAGCGAGGGGUUCACCGAGGAGCAGUCCGUGGCCAUGAUGAAGGUGCUAAAUGAUGUGAUCCAGGAGAGCAUCCAAAACCUGACGCGCACCAUGGUGCUCCGCGAGGACGCCGCCAAGGCGACGUACACGCAGAAGGUCGACUUCGCGAAGCUGCGGUCCGAGCUGCUGUCGGCCGACAGCACAGAGUCGAACACAACGCGCGCCGCGCACGAGCGGCUGACCAACGACAUCACCAAGCUCAACAGCCGCCUGCGCGACGAGAUCGGCCGCACCCAGGCCUCCGUCCGCCUCGACCUCAACCUCGAGAAGGGCCGCAUACGCGAGGAGGCCGUCAACCAGGAGCUCAAGAUCAAGGAGACCGAGACCAAGAUCGAGCAGGAGGUCGCCGCCCUCAGGGAGAAGCUCGAGCAGGUCAAGUUCCAGACCCUCCAGUGGCUCAUCGGUGUCUGCACGGGCUUCGCGGCGCUGAUGCUCGGUGCUUGGAGACUGCUCAUGUAGGUGUGAGGAGGAGACUUGAAUAUGGAAAGCGUAUGUGCUAUUGUAGUAGAUUUAAGAGCCUCCUCUCGCGAGAUAGGUGUCACAUAACAGACCAUAGUUACUUAGUCUAGGGGAUUGAAAACUCCUCGUAGGCUAUCCGCAAUAUGCUUCUCCAUGCUCACUCGUUAUGAAGCCGUGUACCUACUAUGUAGCACCUUCGUUUUCACAUCCAACACAGGCGCUUACCUGCCUACCGUAUCAGGAACCGCAUAUUCGCGAGGAUGAUUCUCAACUCCAUCCAAUGAAUCCAUACAUAAGAUCGAUAGGAAUUACUCUUAAUCUUGUAAUGAUUUCUCUCAAUUUCUAUUGAUCUUAUCCACGGAUUCAUUCCUCGAUGCAC